Klebsormidium nitens is the source of this 2356-nucleotide messenger RNA. The record is from the annotation of a GenBank genome assembly. NCBI's taxonomy places the organism in Eukaryota, Viridiplantae, Streptophyta, Klebsormidiophyceae, Klebsormidiales, Klebsormidiaceae.
UGAUGUCACGCGCAACUGGAGAGGGUGCGCUGCGGAAAGGAGGUCGUGCAAGCGGAGCGGAGCGCCAAUCCUCUCAUUGCCGGUGCGCACAGUGGAAAAGCAGCGAAGAAGCUGCCUUUGGGGCAUAGCUGGUAGUGGUGCACUUCAUGACAUCCUCAUAGUCUUUGCUUUCACGACGGCAAGGGUGGGUGGUGGGUGGAAAAGCAGGACCAAAUGCGCAGUGCAGUUUGGCGGACCAGGGCAAAUGCUCAACUGGGGCAAUAUGUUUUGUAGAAUCCUGCAUUUGGAGUUGAACCACUUAGCUUGUUGAGGGUGGAUUGUGACCAAGACUUUUGUAAGUUUUUGUGGAGCACAACAGCUUUACUGCUUGCAUUGCCCCUUGGUGGUUGUUCCUUGUGUAUUUUUGAGUCGCAGUAGCCAUGUUGUCGCAGUUAGCAACGCGCUUCACUGUUUCCAUGGCCUUCCUAGCGGCUGCACUGGUCUUCUCUCCAUACCCUCUGCUUGAUCAGAGCGAAGGGCCCUCACCACCGCACAGCAUCAUCAACAAUGUAGAGCACCUUGCACAGCCCUCCAAACAGUUCGCCGCUGAUGUCAGCAAAGAAAGCGGCAAGAUGGAAGGGUCUGAACUUGAGACAAGGGCUCAGCAAGUUGGGGACUUUAGAGAUUCUUUGAUAGAUGCGGUGGACAAUCAGGUGUCAGCAGGCGGAAACAGGAUACAAGAAGUGAAGGCUGGCUUGGAAAAUGCUGCGGAGAAAAUGACAGAGGGGAGCCACAAUAUAGCUGAUGCUGCCAAGCAACAUGUGAAAGGAGGAGCCAAAAAGGUGGUGGAGACUGGAGAGGCUUCUCUUGACGCCUCCAAAGAGUCUGCGUCAGCUUCUGUCAAGGACCUGGAGCAGGCUGCAUCAUCAGGACUGCAAUCGACCAAGAGUGCUGCUGGCCAAGCUUUGGAGAAGACUUUUGACGCAGGGGCACAAGCGCUUGACGCAGGAGAACCCGCCCUAGAUGCAGCCUCGAAAGCACCGCAACAGCUUAAGAAGGGGACCGAGAAAGUUGGGCAGUCUCUGUUGGAAUCUGUGGGGAGAGCGGUAGAGACGGUCAAAGAGCAGGUCAAACCUGGGGUCGAGAAAGCCAGGGUCGCCGCACAGGGACUGAGAGAGAAGCUCGAGGCUGUAACUGCUCACAUCAGAGAGAGUACCACGUGGCCAGAACCUGAGGCGAUCAGCAUCUUGGCUGAAGGCGUCUGGGCCCCCAAGCAGCACAACCCCCUCCCAGACUUGAGCGGCCUUUUAGACGCCAGUCAAGCACACGUUGAUUCCGAACACACAGAGAACUCGGUCGAAGAGAAGCUCGGCAUUCGUAUGGACCACGGUUCUUCUCCGAAAGGCGCAUUGCUAUUUGUCAGUAAGCUCUGGACGGGUGUGAAGAGACUCUUCGACCAGGCAGUCCGGAAAUUUCAAGUGUCCCUGGGCCUCAUUCACACAGACAGCUCACAGCCGUCGAAGGUUAGCAGGGGCCUGGGAACGGUGCUGAGAGUCGUCCAUCUCGCUGCGGUUGUGGUGCACCUGGGAGUGGCCCUUUGGUUGCUCCGGACGGGCUGCUCCUGGCUACUCGGACAGAAGCAGAGUGCUCUCAGCGGAGAUCGGCGGCGCACGUCUGCAUGGGUCGAGGCCGUUUGCUCGACGAUUGCGUUGACGACGUUCCUGUCCUUGUAUCCGUGGACGAAGAGUGGAGCUAGGGAACAGAGCGAGGUACAAGUCCUGAUAGGAACGGCCGUCGACAGCCUGGUUCGACUGAUUUGGGAUCGCCGUUCCUUACGGAAAGAGUUGGGUGCGUCAUCAAAUUCACCAGCAUCACAAUCGGAAGCGCCCGACGGGAGCAGCAGCCCUUCGUCGAAGAAGCGGAACAAGAAACAGAAGAAGUCUGGCAAUCAUAUGGUUGAGAAGGAUCAACCGGGUUUCAAGAAUUCUUUGUUAGGUAGGUACAAAUUGUCGGGUUUCUUCUCUUUGCUCACGAAGCUUUCCGUCAUUAUCGCGCUGUGCUUCCAUCUAUCGUUCCUUAGCAGCGAGUCACAGGUGACUAGCUAGUUGCAAACUUGACAAUGAAGAAGUUAAAAUUUUGGCGCAGUAAGAAGAAAUAUAGUGUGAUGAUAUCCACUGAGAUAGUUGUCCUAGUCGGCGAGCUAGACUCUAUCCAAGGCGGUGUUGUGAACAAUUGAUUGCUGAGACCCCCGCGGCAUUUCCCAUGCCAGCUCCUCGGUUGUGAUCAACUGGCUGUCUCAGCCCUGAAUCUGGAAUAGCGGCGUUGCCUUUCUCGACUCGGAUUGCUGUUCUUGGAAACUUGAACGGCCCGGCCUCAG